UCCUACUCCUCGUCCUCCCCCCCUAGCCUGAGCCACAAUGGCAUAUGUAGCAUGACUUGUCAGCCCAAGAAGAAGAAGAAGAAGAAGAAGAAGAAUAGUAAUAUUAAUACACGUACGGAGCACAUCGGGGUUCUUCCUCAUCAUCGUCAUCACCAGGAGGAAGUCUGGAGCCAGCACGUUUUGGACCGGCGGCGGAUCAAGCCCCCAAGCCGCCCGCGCACCAUUGCUAGAAACGGCUAGACAGUGCCCAGGCCCGGGUUGCCAGUGUCAGCCAAGAGCCCCAACCUGCGGUGGGCCAAGCCAAGGCGAGGACUUCCAAG
Molecule: messenger RNA, 320 nt
Organism: Blastomyces gilchristii SLH14081
Lineage: Eukaryota; Fungi; Ascomycota; Eurotiomycetes; Onygenales; Ajellomycetaceae
Exons: 1
Coding region: 52-240 (62 amino acids)
Source: RefSeq, a predicted model, not a curated record